Molecule: messenger RNA, 2264 nt
Organism: Anneissia japonica
Lineage: Eukaryota; Metazoa; Echinodermata; Crinoidea; Comatulida; Comatulidae
Product: mitotic-spindle organizing protein 2B-like
Exons: 3
Coding region: 161-538 (125 amino acids)
Cellular component (GO): spindle; centrosome
Source: RefSeq, a predicted model, not a curated record
GUUCGCCUUUCUUUUUCGUAUGAUUGUGCAGGACUGAGAUGACCUCCAAUUAAUUUUUCCUUUUUUUGGUAUUUUUUUGUUUUUUGUUUUUUGAUUUAACAAUUUUUAUUAAUGAUGUUUGCGGCAAUUUAAAUAAACUACAGUCUGUGGAAAAAUCAGAAUGACAGGUGGAAAAAAGGUACAGGCUCAAACCCAUCAGUUUUCCAUUCCUGGACUUUAUGGAAAAGAUUCAUUGUCUGCUGAUGAUCAAGAAUUGUAUGAGCUAUGCAAUUUGUCUGGUGUAAAUCUCAGCCCUGCUGUGUACAAGAUCCUCAUGGACUUGCUGAAAAUGAAUGUUUCUCCAGUUGCAAUUACCCAAAUGUUGAAGACAAUGACACAUGGAACACCAUCAGAAAUCGCAAUUCCGCCCUCGCAGAGUCUUACUGAACAACCUAAUAAACCGGUCAUGCCAACCAAGUCGUCUUCUUCCUCAAGCAUGCCAAAUAUCUCAAGGAGUAGAAAUGGUCGCAGCAUGAAACCAAGAGAUUCACAAAAAUAGCAUUACUUGAAUGUAAAGAUAGAGUGGGGAUAGAGUACAGACCUGUUAUCUUCGGAUUUGACUUAUUUUAUCAAACUAAUACACUGUACGUGGCGAGUUUGACCAUUGCCAAGUCCUGUACUGUUUAAUUUUCCCUUUCGUCAAAUUUCAAUAGUGCACCAUCUUUCAGACCAGAUGUUUAAACCGUUGGCCCACAUGCAUUUUAAAGCCUCCCGGCGUAUUGCACAAUCACCACCAGAAGGACCCCACUGGAAAUAAGUCUUUCAUGAGUGUUUACACUGAAUAAAUCCAAUCCAACAUACAGUAUUCUGCGGAUUGCACUCACACCCCUUAUAUUGAUACACCACCGUGAACAUUGUGAUGGCCUGUGUGAAGGGUGCCAGUUGGUUACUAAGACUAAGAGGAUUGUCUUCCGAUCCCUCCUCCGCCUUUUUGCGUGUCAUCUUGGUUUAAAAUGUUGUAAAUAACUUUACAUUUCUUAAAUUUUGUAUGUACAGUACAUUAUGUUAUUAUUUUAUGCAAGAGAAUAAAAAAAGUAUACAGUAGAUAGAUCAAUAGCAUUUUUUUUGUGUGUUUAUUUAAUAUCAUCCAAUUGUAAAUCUUAUUCUAAUAUUCACAACAGAAGCAGUGUAUAAAACGAAAUAUUAUAUUUGGCCUCAUUUAUUUAAAAAAGAUUCUUUCUCCUGCCUGCGACACUUUUAAUAAUACAGUAUAUAACUCAUAAGACAAUCAAAGGAAGUCACUAAGUGAUUUUAAUGUUAUUACCCCUGGUCAUUAGAUCCAUAUACUGUAUUGUUAGACCAACACAUUUGGUUGAACCUUUUAAUAAAUUUAUCCCACAAAAUUUAUCUAAAAAAUAUAUACUGUAUAAAAAAUUGUUCAACAAAGACAUGUCUGAACAAAAAAGGUAAAUACCAUAUUUGACUGUACUAUUUAAUUACAAAUACAAUUAGAUUGAUUCUGAUUUUAUCCACUUUUGACCAUCUAGCUUGAAUAUAAUGUAAAAUAUAAACUCCCUUGAUUUCUUAUCCAAGAAGGUUAGGGUGGGCUUUCUGAUAGUGUUCAAGGAAAAAAAAUAUUAUAUAGAUAAAACAAAAUUGUUCAUUCGGGGUAACAAAGUCAAUAGGAGAAAGACCUGUAAUUAAUCUACUGUACUGAAAGGCAGGGGUGGCGCCAGGAUUAUAUAGGACAUAUAAUUUGUUUUUCUCCUCGACAAAUUAUGCUUUUUCUACGGGGGACCCUGGCCUCUCCGCUGGCGCCACCCCUGCUGAAAGGACACCUAUUCUUUUAAAUAUUCUAUGCAGAGCCUACAGCUGAUUGAAUCAUCUUGUGUACAAGCCAAGUCUGCUAUGAAUAUUAAACAAAGCAGAUUAUGUACCUAAAAUAAAAUACAUAUUGUACAUGCAAUUGUUACUUGCAAGAUAGAAAAUACAUAUUAGUGUAGUAAAUUCUAAAGUGCUUUAUAGAGCAAGAGAAGAUGGAGGACAUUGAGGAGCUAAACAGCCAGCAGUGACCAGUGGCGGCACUAGACGGGGAGGGGGGGUGUGCCAAGGGGGAAUUUUCCUAGAUCUUCUCCCACGCAUUUUGCGGGAAAAUUGAACAUUUUAAGAUUGGCCAACAAAAUGAAUUGCUCCAAUCAGUCUGUCAUUUCAAGGCCACUGUCCACUUAAAAAACAAAUCAUUUAACAAAAUAUUUACAUUUUUAAUAGAUAUACCGAGCAUUUAA